CGGAAGUUGGUGUGGGGUGGACCGUUCUUAUAAUAUAGGGUGGACCGUUCUUAUAAUAUAGGGUGGACAGUUAUUAUAAUAUAGGGUGGACAUGGUAUUUUGCUAACUGACCCUUACAUGUAUAUUUUUAACUUCCGUUUAACCAACAAGUUAUUUUGGAGCAUCAUACCAAACCUAACUUUGCCAAUUUGCAGGUCCAUAUCAGGCCCUACUAGUGUCUUGUCAGGUAUUGUUAUGAUUUCUGGCAGCCCCCUCCUGAGCAAGAUGAGUGCGGACGGGGGAGGCAAGCCUGCCAAGGUGGGCUCGGUGGUGGAGGUGAUCGGUAAGGGCCAGCGUGGCACUGUGGCGUAUGUGGGCGCCACGCUCUUUGCCACAGGUAAGUGGGUGGGUGUGAUCCUGGAUGAGCCUAAGGGCAAGAAUGAUGGCACGGUCCAGGGGAAGAGAUACUUCCAGUGUGAUGAGAACUGCGGCAUCUUUGUGCGCCAGUCCCAGAUCCAGCUAGUGGAAGAUGGUGCCACCUCUCCAGACAUCCCAGAAUCUUCCACUGCCAAGUUCCUGUCCAAGCAGAAAGACAUCCCUGAGAUUCCAAAAUCAGUCAAACAGACGCCCGUUUCUAAGAAGUCCGUCACCCGUCGUAGCACCAAGUGGAACACUCCAGGUCGUCUCUCCUCCUCCAGCUCCCUCCCCUCCCUCCUCAUGGCUCCCCGGGCCAUCGGCUUGUCCAGCUCUCGGUCCAGGGAGGAUGUCAGCGAGGGCAGCCUGUCUUCCAAGGGUGCGCUGGGGGCUCCUGUCGUCCCCCAGCCCAGCGGCAUCCCCGCCACGUCCGGAGCUCCACCCCCCACCACCCCUAGCAAGGAGGAAGAGUCUCUGCGUGGCCAGGUGAAGGACCUAGAGGAGAAGCUGGAGACCCUGAAGAUGAAGCGGGCGGAGGACAAGGUCAAGCUGAAGGAGCUGGAGAAACACAAGAUUCAGCUGGAGCAGCUCCAGGAGUGGAAGACCAAGAUGCAGGAGCAGCAGACGGACCUGCAGAAACAACUCAAAGAGGCCAAGAAGGAUGCCCGGGAGGCAUUGGAGGCCAAGGACCGCUAUAUGGAGGAGAUGUCAGACACGGCGGACGCCAUCGAGAUGGCCACCCUGGACAAGGAGAUGGCCGAGGAGCGGUCCGAAAGCCUGCAGGUGGAGGUGGAGUCGCUGAAGGAGAAGGUGGAGGAACUCACCGUGGACCUGGAGAUCAUUAAACACGAGGUUGAGGAGAAAGGUUCUGACGGAGCUGCCUCUAGUUACCACGUAAAGCAGCUGGAGGAGCAGAACAGCAGGCUGAAAGAUGCUCUGGUCAGGAUGCGUGACCUGUCCUCGUCUGAGAAGCAGGAGCACGUGAAGCUGCAGAAGCAGAUGGACAAGAAGAAUGGAGAGCUGGAGACUCUGAGGACCCAGAAGCAGAAACUACAGGAGGAGAUGAAGCAGGCUGAGGCCACCAUUGAUGAGUUGAAGGAGCAGGUGGAUGCUGCUCUCGGGGCAGAGGAGAUGGUAGAGACUCUAACUGAGAGGAAUCUGGACCUGGAGGAGAAAGUCAGAGAGCUGAGAGAGACAGUCACUGACCUGGAAGCGAUCAACGAGAUGAAUGACGAGCUUCAGGAGAACAGCCGAGAGACAGAGAUGGAGCUGAGGGAGCAGUUGGACCUGAACGGGGCCAGGGUGAGAGAGGCCCAGAAGAGAGUGGAGGCUGCUCAGGAGACUGUAGCAGACUACCAGCAGACCAUCAACAAGUACCGCCAGCUCACUGCCAGCCUGCAGGAUGCCAACAAGGAACUGACCAGUGCUCAGAAUGCCAAUGCAGAGCAGGUCCAGCCUCCUCCACCAGCUGAGCUGUUUGACUUCAAGAUCAAGUUCGCUGAGACCAAGGCCUACGCCAAGGCCAUAGAGAUGGAGCUGAGGAAGAUGGAGGUGGGCCAGGCCAACAGACAGGUGUCUCUCCUGACAUCCUUCAUGCCCGACUCCUUCCUGCGUCACGGAGGAGACCACGACUGUAUCCUGGUGCUGCUGCUCAUACCAAGACUCAUCUGCAAGGCUGAGUUGAUCAGUAAGCAGGCCCAGGAGAAGUUUGAUCUGAACGGUAACCCCGUGGAGAGGACUGGGGUGAAGAUGAGAGGACCACCUGGAGAGCAGCUCAGCUUCGCCUCAGGACUGGUCUACUCUCUCACCCUGCUGCAGGCCACGCUGCACAAAUACCAACAAGCUCUGAACUGCUGCAGUGUGCAGGUGUAUACGCAAAUGGGGACUCUCUACUCAGAGAUGAGUGUCCAUGAGCGUUCCCUCGACUUCUUCAUUGACCUGCUGCACAAAGACCAGCUGGAUGAGACUGUACACGUGGAGCCUCUCACCAAGGCCAUCAAAUACUACCAGCAACUGUACAGCAUCCACCUAGCUGAGCAGACUGAAGACUGCACCGUGCAGCUGGCUGAUCACAUCAAGUUCAUCCAGAGUGCGUUGGACUGUAUCGGUGCUGAGGUGGUGCGUCUCAGGGCUUUCCUGCAGCCGGGACAGGAGGGGCUGGCUCUGAACAUCCUUCUGAAGGACCUGGACACCACGUGCAGCGACAUCAAACAGUUCUGUAAGAAGAUCAGACGCAGGAUGCCAGGGACCGAUGUACCAGGGGUGCCAGCCUCUCUGUCUUUUGGAGCUCCGGUGUCGGAGACGCUGACGGACUGCAGGCGUCAGCUGAGGCGGGUGGUUGCCGUGCUACAGGAGGUGGCUGCGGCGGGGGCACAGAUGGUCGCUCCUCUCGGGGAGCAGGAGGGGCUCAGCGCUCUAAAACUGGAUGAUGUGGCCUUCAAGGCUGUUGAACAGGUGUAUGGGUCCCAAGGUCUAAACCCCCAUGAGUGUCUGCGUCAGUCCUGCAGCGCUGUCAUCUCCACCAUGAACAAGAUGGCCACUGCCAUGCAGGAGGGAGAGUAUGAUGCUGAGAGACCACAGAGAAAGGCUCCCCCAGUAGAGGCUCGUGCAGCAGCACUCAGGGCAGAAAUCACUGAUGCAGAGGGCCUGGGAGUCAAACUGGAAGACAGAGACACUGUCAUCAAGGAGCUCAAGAAGUCACUUAAGAUCAAGGGAGAGGAGUUGAGUGAAGCCCAUGUCCGUCUCAGUCUCCUGGAGAAGAAGCUGGACACGUCGACUAAAGACGCAGACGAACGUGUGGAGAAGAUCCAGACCAAACUGGAUGAGACUCUGGCCCUGCUCAAGAAGAAAGAGAAGGAGUUUGAGGAGACCAUGGACGCCCUGCAGGCAGACAUCGACCAGCUGGAGGCAGAGAAGGCGGAGCUGAAGCAGCGUCUCUCCAGCCAAUCAAAGAGCACCAUCGAGGGCCUCAGGGCCCCGCCUGCCUCGGGCAUCGCCUCCAUUGUCACGGGAUCCGCCGGAGCCGCUCUUGCCCCGGGAGCAGGGGGUCUGUCUGGGCCCAUGCAGGUGGUGGACUCCCCUCUCCUCCGCCAGCAAGUGGAGGCUCAGAGACUGGGUAUCAAACACCUGAAGAACGAGAACAACAGACUCAAGGCAGAGAAGAUGAGAGCCCAGUUAGCCUCUCUCCCUCCCCUCCACGUCCCCAAGUUACACCUGAGAGAGGCCACCUCUUCUUCCUCUCCCCCUGCUGAGGGGCCUCUCCACGGGGCUCUCUACAGGAAGACGGAGCAGCUCCUAGGGACCCUGCUCAAGAUGACCGCCACAGUUAAAGUGGUCGACAUCACCGGGAAGACACCAGUGAGUGCUAGUGCUCAGCUCUUGGACCAGACUGCUCGGCUGCAGAGCCUGAGUGACGCCCUGGACAAGCUGAAGGGUGAAGUGGCAGAGCAUGUGGUUUCUCAGCAGCCUGGGGCAAAGGUCUCCUCUGACUUUGCCACCUUUCCCAUUUCCUCUUUCGUCAAGGCGAAGGAGGAAAAGCAGGGAGGCACGGUGUUUGUAGGCCGCGUGGCCAUCCCGUGUGCCAAGGGCCAGGAGCAGGUGCACCGUCUUGUCCUAUCACAGCAACACCUGCAGCAAGUGCACCGCCUCCUCAUAGCCUAAGACGACACCCCAUUGGCCUGCGUCCACAAGUGACAGCAGGCUUCACCAAUCGGAGACCAGCAGACACAAUAGUUUUGUUUUUUUCUUCAGUCUCUCACCUAAAGAUCCAGUCCAUUUCCUGUUGUUCCACAGAAUCUCUCAGGAUACGCUUUGUCACACUACACCCCCUAGAAAUAUAAUUUUAAUUGCCAUCAGAGGUUUUAUGCCCCUUCUAGGAUGUCUAUUUCUAUCAUUUAUUUCUAUGCCAAAGAGACACACGUGUUCUCAUUGAGUACCUAAUAAUAUUGUACAACAUAUUUUCUAUUGCACUUCAAGUCCUAAAUGAUAUUUUCCAUCUCCUUUUGUUCUGCUGUGGUGAUUUAUUAUUUGCCUACCUGCGUAUACCAGCAGCCCCUUAAUGUGUGGGUACCCUGUUUGGGGAUUUUGUUCAAUUGACUAUUGUUAUUCAGUCAUGACAGUCUAUUUCAAACCUAGGGUGUGUCUGAAAUUACUCCCUAUUCCCUAUAUCGUCAAUAAGAAGAGGGUGGAAUGAAGUCCCAUAGCCAGUUCACACACUUAACUUUUCUCACUGUUAACUUAUGUUCAUUUGGAGUUAAUAUCUAUUUGCAUGUCAUUAAGAUAGGAAGCUAAUUUAAAUGUUGUUUUUUAGUGUCAGUCUGCUACUAGGACCUUUAUAGAUUUAAGAGAGAGAGCAGUAAGUGAACUUGUUACUCAGAGUAUUUGAAUUGGUUCACUGUGUUGUCUCUCAUUUUCAGUUAGUCAUUACACUAUGAUGGUCUAUCCAUCAUAUGUACCUCUGUCAAGACCUUUCACAUUAGUCACUAUUCAUGGUAACUGAUGAAGAAUGCAUGCAAGUAUAUCUGGGUGGAAGUAAAGAUCUCAUUUAAAGGUUUUUGGCUCGUGGUUAAGGUUCUAUGCAGACGGUCUCUAAAGCCGUGAUACUUUAACUACAGGUUUCUGUCAGACCGGGUGUUCAGUGCAGAUUGCAGAACAUUUACCAAUGCAAAUGUUGUAGUAGUUCAGACCGCACAGUGGACGCAAACGACUAUACUGUACCUAACGACUAAUGUGUCCAAAACAGAACGAUUAAAGAUCUUUCAAAGUCA
Oncorhynchus keta (chum salmon) is the source of this 5159-nucleotide messenger RNA. RefSeq names its product dynactin subunit 1-like. Gene Ontology annotation, cellular component: microtubule associated complex; spindle pole; kinetochore. Gene Ontology annotation, biological process: establishment of mitotic spindle orientation; nuclear migration. The record is from RefSeq and is a predicted model, not a curated record. The transcript has 33 exons. Lineage: Eukaryota; Metazoa; Chordata; Actinopteri; Salmoniformes; Salmonidae. Bases 118 to 4053 code for a protein of 1311 amino acids.